This is a messenger RNA of Gadus morhua (Atlantic cod), 1254 nucleotides long. Its product is annotated as putative mediator of RNA polymerase II transcription subunit 26. The record is from RefSeq and is a predicted model, not a curated record. NCBI's taxonomy places the organism in Eukaryota, Metazoa, Chordata, Actinopteri, Gadiformes, Gadidae. The transcript has 2 exons. The annotation marks the transcript as partial.
CAGCAGCAGCCUCGUGGCUACCAGCAGCAGCAGCAGCAGCAGCAGCAGCAGCAGCAGCCUCGUGGCUACCAGCAGCAGCAGCCUCGUGGCUACCAGCAGCAGCAGGCUCGUGGCUACCAGCAGCCUCGUGGCUACCAGCAGCAGGAGGAGCCUAGUGGCUUCCAGCAGCCUCGGGGCUUCCAGCAGCAUAGUGGCUACCAGCAGCAGCAGGAGGAGCCUAGUGGCUACCAGCAGCCUCGGGGCUUCCAGCAGCAUAGUGGCCACCAGCAGCAGGAGGAGCCUAUUGGCUACCACCAGCAGCAGCAGGAGGAGCCUAGUGGCUACCAGCAGCAGCAGGAGGAGCCUAGUGGCUACCAGCAGCAGGAGGCGCCUCGUGGCUACCAGGAGGACCAGCAGCAGCCUCGUGGCGACCUGCCCUUGGAGCAGCUUCUACAAGAACUACAACCGCAGCAAGCUCAACAGUAUCGUAGCAUUGGGCCUAAGCUAUGUACCUUUAUUGGGACUAUAGCAAGGUGGCUGACGGGUCCUAGCUGUGUGACUCAAGAUCUAUCCGAGGAGCCCAAAGAACCCGAGGAGCCGGAGGAACCAAAGGGUUCACAAAAGCAGCAGCAGCCCGCGCAGCAGCAGCGGUCUCUGCAGCAGCAGCGGUCUCUGCAGCAGCAGCGGUCUCUGCAGCAGCCCGCGCAGCAGCAGCCCGCGCAGCAGCAGCCCGCGCAGCAGCAGCCCGCGCAGCAGCAGCGGUCUCUGCAGCAGCAGCGGUCUCUGCAGCAGCAGCGGUCUCUGCAGCAGCAGCGGUCUCUGCAGCAGCAGCGGUCUCUGCAGCAGCCCGCGCUGCAGCAGCCCGCGCAGCAGCAGCCCGCGCAGCAGCAGCCCGCGCAGCAGCAGCCCGCGCAGCAGCAGCCCCAGCAGCAGCAGCCCGCGCAGCAGCAGCAGCAGCCCGCGCAGCAGCCCGCGCAGCAGCAGCAGCCUCCGCAGCCCGCUCGGCAGCAGCCCGCGGAGCAGCAGCCUCCGCAGCAGCCCGCGGAGCAGCAGCCUCCGCAGCCCUCGCAGCAGCCGCCCUCGCAGCAGCAGCCCGCGCAGCAGCCCGCGCAGCAGCCCGCACAGCAGCGGUCUCCGCAGCAGCCUCGAUUACUUUUACUGCAGCCUUUCUUCAGUCAACUGCUGGCUCAGCGGCAGCCUGCACAGCAACCGCCCACACGGCAGCCGUCUCCACGGCAGCCAACUCCUCAAUGGCUGCUGUGGCAGUCCCCUUAA